Didymella exigua CBS 183.55 is the source of this 1136-nucleotide messenger RNA. RefSeq lists its product as uncharacterized. Bases 196 to 903 code for a protein of 235 amino acids. The record is from RefSeq and is a predicted model, not a curated record. Lineage: Eukaryota; Fungi; Ascomycota; Dothideomycetes; Pleosporales; Didymellaceae. The transcript is spliced from 2 exons.
CUGCCAUGUGCCUGCUGUCACGUACGCUUUUAUCACGAGAGUAGAGAGUGUGGCUGAUUACUUGUCGUUGAUAUUUGUGACGUUCUUUGUUCCUGCCUGCACACGCGCCUGAGCGAGCAUUGCGGUACAUAGUUUGCACCUCGAUCUUCGAUCUAGAGACAAGCGACAACAGUUCCACUUGAUCUUACCGUCGCUAUGGUCUCAAGUUGGUUAAAUUUGUUCAUUACAGUCUCCACUGCUGCAGUGCUUGCCCUCUUCUACGACUUCAAGAGCUGGCAGAGUUAUGGAACCGGUGGCACACCACCAACACUUCAAGGCUACCUGAAGAUUCGAAGAUGGGGCCUGUAUCUGCUGUACAAGCGGCAAAAUCUGCUCGAUCCAUCACCAAUCCCAGACACAGGCGUAGCAUACAUCAAGCCCGAUAAGGUGCCAGAACGGCCAGGCUCGCCACCAGACAUCGUUCGCUGGACCCUUCCGCAGCGACAACUUCCCCAGCCUAUUACAAAGGUCGCGUUGACAGAACUAAGCGAUCUCAUGCAGACUUUCGCCAGCACUUCGCCCUUUUCUGAGUAUAUCGAGACUAGGCCGAGCGAGACAGAAGGCGGGACUGGACCUGCAAUCUACGUCAAGCCGGAUGUGAACACCAUCAACCCCGUUGCACAUAAAAUCUUCUAUGAAAUCGCACAUGUGCAUCCGAAGGAGAAUUCACUGCAUGUCUACGUCAGUCCCAAAGACGCGAAGACCGUGGUGAGCAAGGGCUGGGGUCAGCGUUUCCCAGUGACUUGGUUGGCACCCCCGAGCUGGAUCAUGCUGUAUGCACCAAGAGAUGAGAAGGAGCUCGAAGUCGUAAAAGACAUUGUCAGGGCUGCGAUCAGUUAUGCAAUUGGUAGGGAGGUCUCUUGAAAGGCCUGAGUACGGCCAUGAAGCACACAUAUGUCACUUUUGUCAAUAUAAGACCGUGCACUUUCCAAAUUGUGCUCAAAAGAUGGCAUGUUCGAAGUGUUCUACUCAAAAGACGAUGACAUAAUCGAGCCUUGAGCAGGACUGGAGGGCUUCAUCGGACUGAAAAAUAUGUCCGUAGUACUCUUCGUAUUUCGGAUGCCACAGCCUCAAAAACUGCAGUUUACAUUAAAUCU